Cylicocyclus nassatus is the source of this 966-nucleotide messenger RNA. The record is from the annotation of a GenBank genome assembly. NCBI's taxonomy places the organism in Eukaryota, Metazoa, Nematoda, Chromadorea, Rhabditida, Strongylidae.
AUGGGAGGAUUUGGUGAACCAUCUCUUUUAUAUGCUGUGGCCACAUUUCAUCAAGAAUACUCUGGCAACUUUUUCGGAUUCAAUGGAAUAGAAGCAUCUGUGCCUGUCACGUUCAUAAACGAAAGUAAAAGCUGGAUCGAUCCUGGACCAGCAUUUGAUAUACAAUCUCAAAGAAACGGAUAUGUAAACGUACAGAUCAUUCGCGGUGCAGGACCUCACGUCUAUGCUGAUUCUCCGACUUCUUUCAAUGAAGUUGUCCAGACGAUCGUUAAUGAGCAGGAAAAAUUUAGUCAGAGUUCGUAUGGACUCGGUGAUGUUGAGGGGCUUAUGGUCAUGGUAGGCCAGGAUGAUGGAGCGGUGCAAUACUCAAAAUCGAAAGCUUUUCAAAUAUGGUUGUUCAAUACGACGUUGGAUACGCUCAUAAUUUUUACUAGAAAAGGUAUUUAUGUCUUGACCAGCAACAGGAAGGCGGACUACUUCAACAGCGUCAAAUCUGAUGAAUUUGUCGGAGUAGUAGCUCCCGCAACCCCAAUCCACAGAGGCGAAAACUUCCCUUUUCCCAACACACUGCCUUUGGCUAUAGUGGAACUCAGGGUUUGCCUAGUACAGGUAGAAGCUUUAGUCAGGGAGGUACGAUGCGUUUGCGCAAGAGCCGAACGUCGCGAGUCUAUGGCACGCUUGGCUGUAAAUGUUGCAAAAAGGGGGUUCUCUAUUACACUGCGAAAUCAUCGUGUUAGAUUGUCGUCGCAGCAAUUAUUUGACUUGGAUGUCACAGAAUCUGUGGGAGAGGCACUUCUUCAAAGUCGUAAGGUGAAAAGACCAGAUCUGCGAAGACUGCAAAACGACGAUGAGCCUCCAGUGAAGAUGCAAGGACCAACCCUGCGAAGACUGCAGAGGGAUGAGCCUCCGAUACCCGAAGAGUCAUCCAGUGAAUUGUCUUAUUUGGAUAAAGAGGUACGGCUUUGA